AGUGGCCGACAAAUUUCGCCGCUGCAAAAUGGCGGCCUCCAUGCAUGUAUACAAAAUUUUUGUUAUCUUGAUAAUCUACUUUCAUAAUGUGGCCGAUUGCAAACCGAAAUAUGUUAGCCUCCAAUUGGAUGCUUCAUGGUCAGAUACACCCCUUAUACUGGAAGCUAGCGAAUAUAUUGCGCAAGAAAGUAAUGAUUUAUUCUGGUCAUACGUUGAAGAUAUUGUAACAGAAAAUGGAGACUACUGGGAAAGUUUACAGCAUAUUGAUUUAUACAAUACAAUUGUUGAAAAAGUGGGAAAGUUAUUGUCUCCUCUCAAGUUGAAGUUGUUUAAAUUUUCCUUGUCUGUGAAAGCUCAUUCACCAGCUGUAGAAAUGCAUAAUCAAAUUGCGUACGAAAAGAAGCCGUCAUCAACUUGCGAGAGUUUCGUAGAUGUAAAUAAUAUGAUAACUUGCGACGAGUACGCCUUUAAAGCAUUCCUCGAGAAAGCCGAUCAACAAGAUAGACAUGUUUUGUUAAAAUCAGAUCACAUAUUUCCUGUUAAUGAGAAUGGAAAAAUUGUUGUUAUACUAUACUCUCAACUAUCUACAAAUUCUUUUGCCAAAUGGCAUAAAGAACUUAAAAGUCUUGCUAAUGCUGGAAAGAUUGUGUACGUCUUAAGGCAUUUUGUACAUAAUAAGUCUGAACAAAAGACUAGAUUGUCGGGUUAUGGUGUUGAACUUGCCAUUAAAAGUACAGAGUAUAAAGCUAAGGAUGAUAGUAAAGUUGAAACUGAUGAAAAUAAGGAAUCAAGUGAAAAUGAAAUUGAUGAAGUUGAUGGAUUCAUAUUUUCAACAUUAAAAAAGCUUUAUCCCAAUGAAGAGGAAUCAUUAUCGAAGUAUCGUAAACAUUUAAUCGACUCAAAUAAGGAGUUGGCGCCCUUAAAAGUAUGGCAAUUACAGGACUUGAGUAUUCAGGCUGGCCAAAAAGUAGCUAACGCAAGCGCUGACGAAGCAUUGGAUUUAUUAAAAGAUAUAUCUCAAAAUUUUCCAUCGUUAGCGAGGUCUUUAGCAUCAACAACUGUAACCAAAGAAUUUUUAAAAGAGAUGAAAGAUAAUCAGCACGUUAUUGAAAGUGAAUUAAGAAUGGGUGCAGGAGAAUCUGCUCUAUUUAUUAAUGGACUUCAAGCCGAUUUGGACAUAUCUGAUGUAUUCACCCUAUUAGAUACACUUAAAAGUGAAGCUAACGCUAUCGAAGGAUUAAAUGGAUUGGGAUUUAAAAAAAGUCAAUUACUAUCUCUUCUUAAGCUUGAUUUCCAAGAAUCUAAUAAAAUCGAAUACGCUAUAGAUAUCCGAGGGGAUUGGUUUACAUAUAUAAAUAAUUUGGAAAAGGAUAGAAAAUAUAAUAAUUGGCCUAGAUCAAUUCACGAUCUAUUACAGCCAACAUUUCCAGGAAUGUUAAGGCAUAUUGCUAAAAAUAUGUUUCAUAUGGUGUUUAUCAUCAAUCCUUCAUCAGCCGAAGGUAAAGAUUUAUUAAAAAUUCUUGAAGCUUUCUACGUUCAUAACGCACCUGUAAGACUGGGUCUUCUUCUUACACCGGAAGAUGAAUUCGGUUAUGCAAUGUUACGUGCAUUUAAUUAUAUUAAUGCAAAGAAAAAUGGAGUAAAAGCAGUGUCUUUUCUAACUGAUAUUUACGAAAGACUUGGAAACAAUAAAUUUGAGAAACAAGUUGUCACUUCAGAAUUUAACUUACAAUAUCCAGAAGCAGACGAUAAAGAACUUUUCUAUAGUGAAACUGAAUAUAGUAAAAAUGAAGAUAAAGGAAAAGAAUUUUUAAAACGUACCGGAUUGAAUGUUUCACCUCAAGUUUUGAUUAAUGGAGUGCCUUUACGUAAAGAACAACUAUCUGGCGAAGCCUUCGAAGAAGCUGCCGUAACUGGAAUUCUUCGAAUGACGAAUGAAUUACAAAAGAAAGUUUACGAUGGUAAAAUUAAUGAUCAAAGUAAUUUAAUGGAUUAUUGGAUGGAGAAGAAGAAUGUUAUGCCACGUUUAAAUAAUCGUAUAUUAUCGAAUGAUGCUAAAAUGCUCUCUUUCUCUGUAGACUCUAGUAAAGAGUUUUUAGACGAUUCAAGUAUAUUUAAAGGUCUACCAGCAAACCAAAUGAGUAGUGCUGUUGCCGAUAAUGCCGGCUAUAUUUCAAAAUCGGCUGGACUUCGAGCUGUAAAUCUCUGGGUGGUUACCGAUGUUGAAACGGAAGAAGGAAGAGCAUUGCUAUAUGACGGAAUUAAACAACUGAAACAUUCCAAUACAGCAAGAUUAACAGUUAUAUUUAAUCCGUCGAAUUUUGAUAAUUUAAAAAUAACUAAAAUUAUCUAUACGGCUUUAAAAUCAAAUGAAGAUAUUUCCCAAAAGAAAAAUUUCAUAACUAAAUUCGUAAAAGAAGAGAAUGUUGCCGAUAUUUAUAGUGGAAAGAAGAGUUGGAAAGAUUUCUCCGUUCAUAAUAUGAAUGUUGAAAAUUUCGAACAAAAUUUGAAUAAUUUUAAUAUUGAAAACAUUAAAUCGUUGAAAAUAUUUGCCGAAAGAGUUGUUGGAUGUAAUAAUAAAUUAAAAAUGGCUAUUCUAGCUAAUGGAAAGAUAAUUGGUCCAUUCGAAAAUCGUGAUGAAUUUACUUUUGAAGAUUAUGGUCUCUUGGAUAAAUUUAGUUAUAAUAGAGGUGGAGAGAUUGUAAGUAGAAAGUUAAAAGUAAUCAUGAAUGGUCAAGAUGACAGUGUGAUUAGCGAUAAAGUCUUAAGAGUGCUAAGUCUUUUAUCAUCAUUGCCGUCAACAGAAGCGAGAAAAGAUAUUAAAUUCGUAUCUGAGAAAUACUCUGUUCUCAAUUUUGAGGCAAAUUCAAAUGGGCCAGCUUUUGAAAUAUUAGCAAUAUUAGAUCCAACAUCAAAGGCUGCUCAAAAAUAUACACCACUUAUAAAUGUUCUUAGUAAAGUGACGAAUGUUAAUUUGAAAGUUUUUCUCAAUUGCCGUGAAAAACUAUCAGAAAUGCCUUUAAAAAGCUACUAUCGUUAUGUCCUAGAACCGGAAUUAGCCAAUACUAAACCAAUGGCAAAGUUUGUUGAUUUACCUCAAAAAGCCUUACUAACUCUUGGUGUUGAUGCUCCGGAGAGUUGGCUCGUAGAAGCCGUUAGAAGUCCAUAUGAUUUAGAUAAUCUUAUCUUAGACGAAGUUUCUAAAGGAGUUCACGCCGAUUUUGAAUUGGAAUACCUUCUAGUCGAAGGACAUUGCCAUGACGUUACAACUGGUCAACCUCCAAGAGGAUUACAGUUUAUCUUGAAGAGCGAUCUUUCAAAGCCUCUGCAAGAUACAAUUGUUAUGGCAAACUUGGGUUAUUUCCAAUUGAAAGCUCGUCCAGGCGCAUGGAAUAUUCAACUUAGAUCAGGACGUUCAGCUGAUAUUUACGAAGUAGUAAGCCACGAGUAUACAGAUUCGCCAUCAAACAGUCCAAAAGUUGUAGCUGUGGUUGAUAGUCUUAAAAGUAAAAUCAUCAGGAUAAAGGUUGGCAAGAAAAAGGGUAAAGAAAAGGAAGAUUUGUUAGGUGGUGACGAAGAAGAACCUGGAAGUUUAUGGAGUUCCAUAUCAAGUGAUGAUUCAUUUGAUACAAAAUAUACAAAGUUAUUACAAACUAAAAUAGAUGACGUUGAGGUUGAUGAUAAUGAUGAAUUUGAUGAGUUUAGUGACGGUUAUAACGAUAGAUCAUUAAAAAGUAAAUUUACGGGAUCUAAAGGAACUUCUUCCGAUUCGAACAAUUCGGACGAAGAGAAGGACGAUAAGUUGAAUAUCUUCUCGCUGGCUUCCGGUCAUCUUUAUGAGAGAUUUUUGAGAAUUAUGAUCGUAUCUGUAAUGAAACAUACAAAGUCUAAGGUUAAAUUUUGGUUUUUGAAGAAUUAUCUAUCUCCAUCCGUUAAGGAAUUUAUUCCCCACAUGGCCGAAAAAUAUGGUUUUGAAUUUGAACUUGUUCAAUAUAAAUGGCCUAGAUGGCUGCACCAACAAACUGAAAAGCAACGAAUUAUUUGGGGUUAUAAAAUUCUCUUCCUUGAUGUCUUAUUCCCUCUAAACGUUGAAAAAUUUAUAUUUGUUGAUGCUGAUCAAAUAGUUAGGGCUGAUUUACAAGAGUUAGCAGAUUUAGAUUUGGAAGGUGCUCCCUAUGGUUAUACGCCGUUUUGUGAUAGUAGGAGGGAGAUGGAUGGCUUUAGGUUUUGGAAUAGUGGGUAUUGGAAAAGUCAUCUUGGUCACAGAAAAUAUCACAUUAGCGCCUUAUAUGUUGUUGAUUUGAAAAAAUUCCGUAAAAUUGCUGCCGGAGACCGCUUAAGAGGUCAAUAUCAAGGUCUCAGUCAAGAUCCUAAUAGUUUAUCUAAUUUGGAUCAAGAUCUUCCAAAUAACAUGAUUCAUCAAGUUCAAAUUAAAACAUUACCCCAAGAGUGGCUUUGGUGUGAGACAUGGUGUAGUACUGAAUCACUCGCAAACGCAAAAACAAUUGAUUUGUGUAAUAAUCCACAAACAAAAGAACCUAAGUUAACUGCAGCCGUAAGAAUUGUCAAAGAAUGGAAAGACUACGAUGAAGAAGUUAAAACUUUAUGGGAUGAUUUCCAUAGUAAACGACCUUCAACAUCCUUUUCAAAAACCAAAGGUGGUAAAGAUGAAUUAUAG
Messenger RNA from Dimorphilus gyrociliatus, 4678 nucleotides. Lineage: Eukaryota; Metazoa; Annelida; Polychaeta; Dinophilidae. The record is from the annotation of a GenBank genome assembly.